AUGGCAGCGAUUCCUAUCAUUAUUAAGCAUGCCGGCAAACGUCACGAAGUCGAGCUCGACCCUACCUCCAAUGGCGAGACCCUGAAGUACCAACUCUUCUCCCUUACCGGCGUCGAACCCGACCGCCAAAAGGUCCUAGUCAAAGGUGGCCAGCUCAAGGAUGAGACACCUCUUUCGUCCCUCAAUGCCAAGCCCGGGCAGAUGUUUAUGAUGAUGGGCACACCAUCCGGGGGCGCAGGCACUGCUGAUCUUGGUCGGCCAAAGGAGGCCGUCAAGUUCCUGGAGGACAUGUCUGCAGCUGAGGUGGCCCAGCAGGAAGGUGCUACACCUGCUGGUUUGCAGAAUUUGGGAAACACAUGUUAUCUCAACUCUACACUACAGACAUUGCGCAGCGUGCCGGAGCUUCAGCAGGAACUUAUCAAAUACCGACCAAGCGAAAGUGCUGGGCAGUCCGGCUUGUCGGACCUCAGCAGCUUUGGUCUAGGUGGUCUUGGCGGCUCCCGGGAUUUGGCUGCUUCUCUCCGAGAUCUGUUCAAGCAAAUGUCUGAAACACAGGAAGGCAUUCCGCCUUUGAUGUUCCUCAAUGCUCUUCGAUCUGUAUUCCCCCAAUUUGCCCAACGUGAUCGCAAUGGGCAAGGAUAUGCCCAGCAGGAUGCCGAAGAAGCUUUCUCUCAGAUUAUGAACCAGUUGCGUGCCAAGUUGACCAUCACCGACGGCGAAGGCGAGUCUGCCACCAAGACCUCAUUCGUCGACAAGUAUCUCGCCGGUCAAUUUGAGUCUGUCACCGAGUGUGAAGACCCAGCCGCGAAGGAGCUCGGCGAGCAGCCCAGCCAAAGCUCAGACGUCUUCUAUAAGCUGGACUGUCACAUUGGAAAGGAAACAAAUCACCUGCAAGAUGGAAUCCUUGCUGGUCUGGAGGAGGAAAUCGAGAAGAACUCCCCUCUUUUGGAGCGCAACUCGGUGUACAAGAAGCGAUCUCGCAUCGCGCGACUGCCCAAGUACUUGACCAUUCAUUUCGUCCGGUUCUUCUGGAAGCGCGAGACCCAAAAAAAGGCCAAGAUUAUGCGCAAGGUUACAUUCCCAGCUGAGUUGGAUGUGGUCGAGUUCUGCACCGAGGACCUCCGCAAGCAGCUUAUCCCUAUCCGUGACAAGGUUCGCGAGAUUCGCAAGGAGGAGGAAGAUGUUGAGCGAGCCCAGAAGCGUCAAAGGAUCGCGGAAGAGCGCGCCGUGCGCCAAAGCAAAGAAACCGACCUUGGCUCCAACGUGGAGCCGAUGCAAAAGAAGCAUGCAGCCGAAGAGACCAAGGCGAAGGCCAAUGACAAGGACGGUGACAGCCAGAUGGAGGAGACCUUCAAGACUGACGCCGAAUACGAGGCUGAGAAGGCCGCAUCCAUCCGCGCCGCCAAGAAAGAACUCCAAGAGCUUCUCACCCAAAGGGGCUCCGGAGACAGUGGAACCAACCAGUCUGGCUUGUAUGAGCUUCGUGCCGUGAUCACCCACCAGGGUGCCAGUGCUGACAGCGGUCACUACACCGCGUACGUUAAGAAGCAAGAGCGCGACGAGCCCCAGGCCGGCAACAAGCGCCGGGAGCAGGAUAACAAGUGGUGGUGGUUCAACGAUGACACGGUGACCGAGGUGGAAGCACAGAAGAUCGAGACUCUUUCCGGUGGUGGCGAAUCUCACUCCGCCCUGAUCUGUCUCUACCGCGCUAUUGAUCUACCAACAUCUGAGUAA
Penicillium olsonii is the source of this 1734-nucleotide messenger RNA. NCBI's taxonomy places the organism in Eukaryota, Fungi, Ascomycota, Eurotiomycetes, Eurotiales, Aspergillaceae. The record is from the annotation of a GenBank genome assembly.